Oncorhynchus masou masou (cherry salmon) is the source of this 2378-nucleotide messenger RNA. RefSeq names its product high mobility group nucleosome-binding domain-containing protein 5-like. The record is from RefSeq and is a predicted model, not a curated record. The coding region runs from base 1 to 2157 and encodes 718 amino acids. The transcript has 6 exons. NCBI's taxonomy places the organism in Eukaryota, Metazoa, Chordata, Actinopteri, Salmoniformes, Salmonidae.
AUGCCGCUGCGCAUCAAGAACACCACAUCCAAAAUGGCCACCAUCAUCCCAGCAUCCCUUCAAUUCAGUCCUCCUGUUCCUCUACCCCCUCAGCCUUACCCUGUCCAGCACCCUCAGUCCCUCUACCCCCCUCAGCCUUACCCUGUCCAGCACCCUCAGUCCUACUCUAAACCCAGUAAACACCACAUUGUGAUCCAGCAGGAGGCACCACCGACAGGGUUCCCCAUGCAAUGGGCUGCUGGAGUCGCCACGGCUGGGCUCCAUUUCAGGGCCCCAGUGGGCCUUCAAACUUCCAGAACAAGCCCUGCCAUGCCGGAUACCAAGGGAUGGAGAAUAGUACAGGAUGUGGCGGGGGAGGAUCAGGGGAGGGUGGCCAGUGCAGCGACUAGCACUGAAGGAGGGAGCAGUGUGGGACACAGACAGAAGAGAGAGAAGAGCAGCGAUUUGGCACAUGAGCUCGACAUCAAACCAGUGCGUCUGUCGAGUGGACAUGGAGAGAGCAGUGAGAGUAGCAGAACCUCCAGUCAGGCCAGUAAAGACAGUGUCAGUAGCAGGGAGAGGAGGAAGAGGAAGGAGAAGAAUGGAGGAAGAGCAGGACAGAGCGCAACAGACAGGUCCUCUGCAGGAUCCGGGGAGGUGGUUAUUCCUGAGGCUUCAGUAUCUUCUGCCUCUGUGGUCCAAAGCUCAGAGAAUGAUGGGACAUCGGUGGUAGGGAGAAACAGGAGCAGAAUGAGUAGGGGACUGGCUAACCUAUUCAGUGCAGAGGAGUCAGGAAGUCAUAGAGACGAAUCAGGGAGUGAUAAGGAGUGGUCGCUGAGUCAAAAGGAGGAAUCAAGUCAAAUUCAAGAAUCAGGGAGUCAUAGGGCAAAGGCAGUGGGUCACAUGGAGGAAUCAGUGAGUCAUAGGGUAGAGGCUGUGAGUCAAAUGGAAGAGUCAAGAAGUCAAAUGCAGGCAUCAAUGAUUAAAAAGGAGUCAGUGAGUCAUAGGGAGGAAGUAGCCAGUGAGAAAGAAGUAGGAGAUAAUGCCAUGGAGGCCACAGAGGGAGAAGAGGAGAGUCUGGUUGGACUCAGUGCGGAGGAGGGAGCAACAGGAGAAGAAGAGAUUCUAGUUGGACUCAGUGUGGAGGAGGGAGCAACAGGAGAAGAGGAGAGUCUGGUUGGACUCAGUGAGGAGGGGGGAGCAACAGGAGAAGAGGAGAGUCUGGUUGGACUCAGUGUGGAGGGGGGAGCAACAGGAGAAGAGGAGAAGGAAAUUAAACAUGACAGAGAGGAGGGGAGGGAAACAAAGGAAGAAGAGGGAAUGGGAGAACAUGAAGGCGAAAAAGAGCAAGGAGAAGAUCAGGAUGAAGGCAAUGAGGCACAACAGAGAGACAGAGAAGAAGGAGAGGAGGAGGAGGAAGAGGAAGAAGUUCAACCAGAGAGUGAGAGCGUUUCUAUAAGGGAGCACACUGCAAAGGAUGAGGAAGACAGGGAGAGGGGAGAGGAGGAAGCAGAGGAGUCACAGGACUCAGAAGGGCAGGUAGAGCGCGAGGAGGUGGAAUGGGGUGAUAGAGGCAUGGAGGAAGAGAGCGAGAACGAAAGAGAGGAAUCACACACUUCUCAGAACGGAGAGAUAGAAGAGGAGGAUGUGGGAGUUGGGGAUGAAAGAGAUGAUAAUGAGGAGGGGUCAGAAGGUGAAGAAGAUGGUGGCGAGGAAGAGGAAGAGGAGCAGCGUUGUCAGGAUGCUGAGGAAGACUCAGCAGCAGGGCAACCUGAGGAUGAAGAGGAGAGAGACUCUGACGACAGCAUCAUCUCACCACCAGAACACAGGUCAUCCAAAUGCCUGGCAGAGGUAGCGGAAGAGGAGGAGGAAGAAGUGAUUGGUGAUAAUGAUGAAAAUGAUGAUGGUGAAGAUGAUGAAGAUGACAAAGUGAAAGGGUAUUCAUGGUCUGUGGAUCCCUUUCCAGAUGAGGAUGAUGAUAUUGAAAGUCUUCUCGCUCCACAAGCAAAGUCUCAGGAAAAACAAGAGAAAGAAGAAAAGAAGAAGACAGUGGUCCUUGUCAAACCCAAAGCCAUAUAUGAAGACUUGGACAGUUUCUCUGAAGUUAAAGCACUUCACAAAAAGAAAGGGGCUAAUCAGGACACAGACUCAGAAGAGUUUGAUCACUUCUACGACUGACAAGCCUUGUGUUCCAGCUCACCUAAAACCUCAACAAGAUAUGAGUGACUGCAAUUCUAAUGCCAGACUUCUAAAUCCACAACACUUGAACAUGAAAUCCACAACACUUGAACAUGAAAUGAACAUCCCUUAUCUAAUGUCAAGAUGCACCGAAUGUAAAUCAUUAGCAUUUUAUUAAAAAGAGAAUAUUGAAAAUGCUGUUUUGAGAUUGAGAUAUAAUU